Fraxinus pennsylvanica is the source of this 1035-nucleotide messenger RNA. NCBI's taxonomy places the organism in Eukaryota, Viridiplantae, Streptophyta, Magnoliopsida, Lamiales, Oleaceae. The record is from the annotation of a GenBank genome assembly.
AUGUCGUUUUCAUUUUUCAAGCCUUCUCGGCCUAAAACCCCUCAGGAGCUGGCGAAGGCGAUCAAAGAUAGUCUCAUGGCACUCGACACCAAAACCGUUGCGGAAGUUAAAGCCCUCGAAAAGGCUUUGGAAGAAGUUGACAAGAACAUAAUGGCAAUGAGAACUAUGCUCUCAGGAGAUGGUGAAGUUGAACCAAACAUGGAUCAAGUUGCACAACUCACACUUGAAAUCUGUAAUGAAGAUGUUAUAUCUCUGUUUAUUCACAAGUUACCUAUUUUGGGAUGGGAAGCCAGGAAAAAUUUGGUCCACUCUUGGUCAACAUUGUUGAAGCAAAAGGUUGAUUCUGUAUGUUGCUGUGUACUAUACAUGGAGAACCAUUUAGAGUUACUGGACUUCCUCGUAGUCUGCUAUGAUAACAAGGAAAUUGCUCUGAAUUGUGGAAAUGUGCUGAGGGAAUGCAUCAAAUUUCCUACUCUUGCAAAAUACAUAUUGGAGUCUCCAAGUUUUGAGUUGUUUUUCAAAUUUGUGGAGCUGCCAAAUUUUGAUGUUGCUUCUGAUGCAUUUUCUACAUUUAAGGAUCUGCUCACUAAACAUCCACCUGCAGUUUCUGAAUUCCUGACUACUCACUACAAUGAGUUCUUUGAGCAGUAUGAAAAACUCUUGACCUCUGCCAACUAUGUGACAAGAAGGCAGUCCUUGAAGCUUCUCUCUGAAUUUCUUUUGGAGCCUCCAAGUUCCCAUAUAAUGAAGCGCUAUAUUGCGGAAGUUCACCACUUGAAAGUCAUGAUGACAUUGCUGAAGGAUUCAAGCAAAAACAUUCAAAUAUCUGCCUUCCAUAUUUUCAAGGUUUUUGUGGCUAAUCCUAGCAAACCUCGAGAGAUAAAAAUCAUAUUGACAAAGAACCGUGAAAAGCUGUUGUCGCUGCUUCACGAUCUCUCUCCAGGCAGAGGUGGUGAAGAUGAUCAAUUUGAAGAGGAAAAGGAAAUGAUAAUCAAGGAAAUAGAAAGAGUAUCUCGACUGCCAAAUCUCAACUAA